This is a messenger RNA of Schizosaccharomyces cryophilus OY26, 1898 nucleotides long. RefSeq names its product AGC/PDK1 protein kinase Ppk21. Gene Ontology annotation, biological process: intracellular signal transduction; peptidyl-serine phosphorylation. The record is from RefSeq and is a predicted model, not a curated record. The coding region runs from base 176 to 1819 and encodes 547 amino acids. NCBI's taxonomy places the organism in Eukaryota, Fungi, Ascomycota, Schizosaccharomycetes, Schizosaccharomycetales, Schizosaccharomycetaceae. Gene Ontology annotation, molecular function: protein serine/threonine kinase activity; ATP binding. The transcript has 5 exons.
CCUGAACAGUACUUUUUGACUAAUAAAUCCCCCAAAAAAAAAGAUUAAACACGCUUUUCUAACUUUCUUUUUGGCUCAUUCAAUCUCAUUCUUUUCACAGUUAUACUUCUACACUUUCUUUUGCCUUAUUUAUAGUAUAAUUUAUCGUUGUAUGCCGUAAAAGCCAUAGAGUAAAAUGGACUUGGACCAGAAUCGUGUCUCAGUGAGUGCGUUACCAGACUAUGCUGAUCCUGACUAUUUUGACUAUGGUGCGAUUAGCAAGCAAACCAGUGUUCAUCGCACUUCACCUAAGCAUUCUACCGAUCACAUUGGUAGCGUAAAAUCAACAACCGACUAUAUUUUUGGAGAUAUUAUUGGAGACGGGUCGUUUUCAAAGGUGAAACGGGCUACUGACAAACGUAGCUGGAAGGAAUAUGCCGUUAAGGUUCUGGAUAAACGCUAUAUAGUUAAAGAAAAUAAGGUGAAAUAUGUAAAUAUUGAGCGUGAUUCUAUGAUGAGGCUCAACGGGUUUCCUGGAAUCGCCCGUUUAUUCCACACAUUUCAGGAUGAUUUAAAGCUUUAUUAUGUCCUCGAAUAUGCCCCCAAUGGCGAACUACUACAAUAUAUAAAAAAGUAUCGCUUUUUAAACGAAGCUUCUGUCCAGUUUUAUGCAGCGGAAAUCCUAUCAAGUAUAGAGUUCAUGCAUUCCUGUGGUAUAAUUCACCGGGACCUGAAGCCUGAAAAUAUUUUGUUUGAUCACAAUAUGCAUAUAAAAAUAACCGAUUUUGGCACAGCCAAAAUUCUUCCUCCAAAGUAUGCUGAAUGUCCUGAAUCUACCACGUUUCCAAGCUCGUUCGUCGGUACUGCUGAAUACGUUGCACCAGAGCUUCUCUCAAAACAAGCGGUCUCUAAAAGUUCUGAUAUUUGGGCAUUUGCUUGCGUCGUUUAUCAGAUGAUCGUUGGGUCCCCUCCUUUUCAUGGUAGAGAUCCAGGUAUAAUUUUCAGGAAAAUCAUGAAUCUCGAAUAUGAUUUGCCCAAACUAUUACCUGCUGAAAUAGUCCCUCUAUUCAACUGUAUCUUUCGUUUACAAACAUCUGACAGACCAUCUAUCCAAGAAUUGAAACACUUCUCCUUUUUCAAAGGGAUUUCAUGGAAAGAUUUGUUUUUUCAAUCCCCUCCUCCACUACAACAUUUACGACCUAAUUAUCGUCAUGUUCCUGUAAACUCUCUCCCACCUUCUUAUCGAUCAAACAUGACAGCAGCGGCUGCUGCCAGUGCAGCAGCUGCCCGUGCUUCUGCUUCCAUAGUAAGGCAUCAUAAGGGAGCCGUUCCCAGUCAAAAAAUGGGCAACUCAUUCAACAAAAAAUCUGUUUCCCCUCCUGCCCAUUAUGGACAGGCAACUCUACGUAACACUCAACAGCCAAUAGACCGGUUGUAUAAAACUUUGUUCUCUUCAGACGAAUCUAUCGUCGAAUCCUCAUCUGUUUUUUUGAGUUUGACUGCUCCUAUGUCAGAGGGAAGCAAAUUUCCCUCUGGAAUAACAAAGAUGUUUUUGAAAAAGAGGUCUCGAGUAUUGCUGUUAACUAAUACGGGACGCUGUGCUUUCGUAACAAAGGGAAAAAAUGAUAAAAUUGUUAUUGACGGUGAAAUCAACUUGAAUGAUCCUUCAGUUGAAGUACGAUUCGAUGAUAAUAAUCCUAAAAGGUUCUUGCUUAAUUUAGAUAAACAAGCUUGGAUCGUCGAAGACACUUCUGGAAAUGCAUACCGUUUGAGAGAGGUAAUUGACAAACUAAAAAAUGGCAGUCGCUCUUCUUUCGAUCGGUCUUCUUACGAAGACUAGAGUUUUGGUUAUUUGAUGAUAUUUAUUUUAUUUAUUUUGCGGUUAUUGAUUUUACUCAUUUUAGUUAAUUAUAUGUGUA